Messenger RNA from Hypanus sabinus (Atlantic stingray), 4975 nucleotides. RefSeq names its product BTB/POZ domain-containing protein KCTD21-like. The record is from RefSeq and is a predicted model, not a curated record. The transcript has 2 exons. NCBI's taxonomy places the organism in Eukaryota, Metazoa, Chordata, Chondrichthyes, Myliobatiformes, Dasyatidae. The coding region runs from base 1863 to 2594 and encodes 243 amino acids. Gene Ontology annotation, molecular function: histone deacetylase binding; cullin family protein binding. Gene Ontology annotation, biological process: ubiquitin-dependent protein catabolic process; protein homooligomerization.
ACCUAAUUUGAAGCUGCUUCUGGGAUCCACUCUUGUGGGUGUGUCACUGAACGAUUCAUCCCAUGAGUGAAUUUCGCGAAAUGUGGCUGCGUGUUAUCUGAAGCCCUUUACUGAGGAGUUAAACUUUCAGCUUGAGAAAGUAAAGGCGUUGUUGACACUCAGAAGUCAAGUUAAUUUGAGGUAGGCUUAGAGCAUUGAUAACAUUGCCUAAAGUUUGUGAAAAGUAAAUAAAAUUCAUUUUUUACAGCACCAAGUUCCACUUCUUGCGUCAUCAAACCCAGGCAGGGUGAGGCUACCUUCACCAGAUAAUCUUAAACCUCUUUGUACAAACUUCAGUUAGGAUUGUUAUAUUUAUAUCAGAGCCUUUUUAGUGUUUGGCACAGAGUCCUGUGGCACAGAAAGAGGCCAUUUGGCCCAUCUAGUCUAUGCCAAAUUAUAGUUCUGCUUAGUCCAAUCAAACUGCACUUGGACCAUAGCCCUCCAUACCCCCCCCCCCAUCAUGUAAUUAUCCAAACCUCUUAAAUACAGGUGUCCCCCACUUUACGAAUGUUUGCUUUAUGCCACUUUGCUUUUUUACAAAACACCUACAUUAGUAACCUGUUUUCGCAUUACAAAGAGGAUUUCUGCUUUUACGAAAAUUUUUCCCAUAUAAAUUAAUGGUUCUUCGCUUUAUGCCAUUUCGGCUUAAGAAAGGUUUCAUAGGAAUGCUCUACCCUUGUAAAAGGUGGGCGGGGGGGACACCUGUAUUGAAAUCAAUCCCACAUCCAACACUUCUUCUGACAGCUCGUUCCACACUCUCACCACCCUCUGAGUGAAGAAGUUCCCCCUCAUGUUUCCCUUAAACAUUUCACCUUUCACCUUCAAACCAUGAUCUCGAGUCCUAGUUUGUGUCUGGGAGAUGACGUUACAUUGUAAACUCUUGUCAUGCACUGAAUUCAGGCUCAUCACAAGAUCAAGAUCUGUAUUGGCUGAAAUAUAAACAAAAUGCUGGAAAUACUCAUCAGAUUAGAUCUCAUCCGUGAAGGGAAAGAUGAAUUAAUGUUUCAUGUUGAUAAGCUUUCAUCAAAAGUAGAUAGAAUUAGAAAUCGAAGAAGGUGGAGAGAACAAAAAAAUGUCUGCGACGGGGAGAGCAAUCGAGACAAUGUCAGGUAUGACAAGAUUGGUGAAGGGUUGCUAAUUGCAGCUGCUCUGUCAGAAGGAGAUUUAAUUAGAGAGAAAUGAAUGUAUAUAAAAGAGAGAAAAUUGCUGGAACUGCAAGAUACGUUGUAAUUGAUGGGAAAUUUUAAAAUAAAAUAGGAAUACUAGAGAUACUCAGCAUGUGAAAGGUUGAAGGUCUUUCAUCAUAACUGGCCAGUGUUGGCAUCAUCUGAAAAGGCUGGUUGUUUGAAAUUCUUGAAUUCAAUGCCAAGUCCUAGAUAGAGCAGCUGCAACUAAUAAGCCUUCAAGAUCUUCUCUCAGCAGACACUGCCACCAAUUGUGCCUUUCUGUCGCUUUUUGCUGCUCCCCCUAUCACAGACAUCCUCUGUGUUCUCUCCACCCUGUGCCUGCUCUCUAACUUUUCCUGCGCCUGAAGACAGGUCUUCAAUCAGAAAGGUUUCCGUUUUUCUGGCCACAGCUGCUGCGUGGCCAGCUUGUGGGAUGUUUUUAUUGCACAAGGUUUUGAUCAGGAAAUUAGUAAAUGUUUGCUAGUGAUUAGCCUAAACCUUACGCAGGUGUCACACGUCACGUUGCAAUUCCUGUUCAUCAGGUGUGUUUAGAAAUAACUAACUGAAGUGCAUUAUGGGAUUAAUAAACCUACCUUUCUAAGAAGCCUGUUCUGUGCACUCCUUUGAAUUGAAGAAAUUUAAGAUAAGGGCCUCGCCAUGUCUGAGCCAGUAACGCUGAACGUAGGGGGAAGCUUGUACACCACUUCUUUGACAACUUUAACUCGCUAUCCAGACUCAAUGCUCGGUUUAAUGUUUGGUGGGACGUUGCCCAUUAAAAAAGAUUUACAAGGAAACUGCUUCAUCGAUAGGGAUGGAAACAUGUUUCGCUACAUCCUAAAUUUCCUUCGCACAUCACAGUUGGACCUUCCAUAUGAUUUCCAAGAGCUGGAUCUUCUGAAUAGAGAGGCUGAUUUUUUUCAGAUCCAACCUCUGCUGGAGGCUUUGCAGAAAGUCAUGGUGAAGCCUACUAAAGUGAGAGUGAAUACAAUUCUUAACAUCAUUUAUGACUCACAUUUACAUAAUAUUGGUUCUUUUACUGGAAAAAUCAUUAGUGCUCAGGUUUUUUCUACAUCAUGUGACUUAUUGAAACUCCUGAAUUCCAAGUUCUACCACAGAGUUAAUGGGGAGAGUGUGGCUAUAAACAGCAAAGAAGAGAACCAGAAAUGUAUUUCUCUAGAAUGGGUUGAAAGUGGCUUAAACGCAAUGGAAGGACGAUAUUUACUGCAGAAUUGGAAAAGCCUCUUUGUUGCACCAUCUCAUCAGAAAAUCAAAAAUCUGCAAAUGUUUUUGCAACACGUCGUAAGGAUAGCAGUGAACGGUGGAUUCCUUCUCCAUUCCCUUCCUCCCACUUCAUCCAGCCCACUGGUCCUCCAUUUUACUCAGUGCUGACAAAACUAAUGCAGGUCCUGACGAAGGUCUCAGCCCGAAACGUCGACUGUGCUUCUCCCUAUAGAUGCUGCCUGGCCUGCUGCGUUCCACCGGCAUUUUGUGUGUGUUGCUGCAGUUUCCUUUAUUUAGGUUAAUAAUAUUGACUGGAUUUGAUCACAAACAUUGUUUUCCCACGCAUUUCAGGCCAAGUCAUUAGGUAUACUUAAAGCAGAGGUUGACAGGUUCACAAUUAGUAAGAAUGUCUAAGGUUCUGGGGAGAAUGCAGGAGAAUGGGGUUGGGAAGGAUAAUAGAUCAGCCAUGAUGGAAUGGCAGAGAAGACUCAAUGGGCUGAAUGGCCUAAUUUUACUCGUAUGUCUUAUGUUUAAAUGAAAACUGAAUAGCUUCUUUUUCUUCCAAGGAGCUGCGUAUUUUUUGCAGCUGUAUACUUCAUAAUAAUUUUCAUGUAAAAUUUUUAAAAUAUUGUUUCUUAGAACAGUACAGCACAGUACAAGCUCUUUGGUCCACAAGGUUGUGACAACCUUUAACCUGCUCUAUGCUUAUUUUACUUUGUUGGUUUAACUUUGGUUGUUUUGUUAAAACCGACUCACCUCAUGUAAAUUUCAACAACCUUUACUUCUAUUGUUCCUUUAAAAAGCAACACAAAGCCACUGGUGUUCAGUGAACUCACAGUGAACAGUGUUCAGUGAGAAUUCAGCGAGUCAAACAGCACGUACAGCAAGAAAUGGACAGUUCUCGUUUCAGAUCAAGACCAUUCACCUUGUCUAAAAGAUUAGGUUUUUUUUUGUUUCUCUUACUUUCUCCAGCAGCUUGUGAGUUGCUCCAGAUUCCAGUAUCUUCAAGGUUCAGAGUAAAUUUAAUAUCAAAGUACAUGUAUGUCAUCAUAUCCAAGCCUGACAGUCAUUUUUAUGCAGGCAUACUGCAUAAAUCCAAUAACCAUAAUAGAAUCAAUGAAAAGCUGCACCAACUUGGGUGUUCAACCAGUGUGCAAAUGUCAACAAACUGUGCAAAUACAAAAAUAAAGAAAAAAUAAUAAUAAAUUAGCUAUAAAUAUCAAGAACUUGAGAUGAAGAAUCCUUGAAAGUCAGUCUAUAGUUUGUGGGAACAUCUCAGUGAUGGGACAAGUGAAGUUACCCUCUUUGUUUCAAGAGCCUGAUGUUCCUGAAUCGUGAAGCUCCUGUACCUUCUUCCUGAUGGCAGCAACAAGAAGGCUGAUGAAUGCUGCUUUCCUGCGGUAAUGCUCUGUGUAGAUGGGCUUAGUGGUGAGGAGGGAUUUAACUGUGAUGUACUGGGCUAUAUCCUCUACUGUAGUAUUUUCCUUCCAGGGGCAUUGGUAUUUCCAUACCAAGCAGUGAUGCUGUCUGUCAAUAUACUCUCCACCACAUAUCUCUGCAAGUUUCUCAAAGUCCAUUCGGUCCCUAUUUGGUCAAAGAGAAAAGUUUUCAACGUCAUUGUAGAAGAGAAAACCAGGCAGACUCUGAUGAAGGGAAUCAGAACUCCAGAGCCUGUUGGCAGGAUGUCUAACACCAAGCAAAGAGCAAUUAUUGAAAACAAUCACCGUGACCAUUCCAUUUCUAAAUUGCUCUAUCUCCCACAGCUAUUUGUUUGUUUGUUUAUUUAUUUAUAUAUUGAGAUAUAGUGCGGAAUAGACCCUUCCGUCCUUUCAAGCUGCACCGUCCAACAAUCCCCGGUUUAAUCCUGGCCUUAGCACAGGACAAUUUACAAUGACCAAUUAACCUAUCAACUGGCAUGUCUUUGGAUUGUGGGAGGAAGGCUGAGCACCCAGAGGAAACCCACGCAGUCACAGGGAAAACAUACAAACUCCUUACUGGCAGUGGCAUGAAAUGAACCGGGUCACUGGUACUGUAAAGUGUUGUGCUAACCAUUGCACUACUAAAUAAGGACUCCAUAACCAGCAGAUUAAUCACUGACUGCUUACAAAUCAGCUCUUGUAAUCAUUAAAAUGAUAUUACUUGAAUCUUUUAAUUGAUAUUCUUCAUUCCACAUACUUUGUGAUAUUAGAUUACCAUCAUAGUGUCAAUUUUUGAUUGGUCUUCACCACACUGUGGGCCACCUAUUCCUGCUCAAGUUUAUAAAUACAUGAAAAUCAUAAUGGACUGGCUCUCCACAAUGAUGGAUAAUCUUGUUUGCUCCUGGGGGGGGGGAAAUGGUUUAUAAAUUAAGUGAAAACAACAUGGAGAUUCUGUACAUCAUAAUACUUUUACCUAUUGAAGCUUGGAAAGAAACCCUUGCAUAUGUGCUGAAGAUCAAUGCUGUUUUACUAAGGAAUCUACAUUGUUAUCCAGGCAUAUUUGACACAAAUGAUCCCUUAGUUACUGCUAAACCAUUUGCUAACAAAAGUAAUAAAUUUAUUUAAACUUAU